Molecule: messenger RNA, 1047 nt
Organism: Rhipicephalus microplus (southern cattle tick)
Lineage: Eukaryota; Metazoa; Arthropoda; Arachnida; Ixodida; Ixodidae
Gene: Lim3
Product: Lim3 homeobox protein
Biological process (GO): neuron differentiation; regulation of transcription by RNA polymerase II
Cellular component (GO): nucleus
Molecular function (GO): RNA polymerase II transcription regulatory region sequence-specific DNA binding; zinc ion binding; DNA-binding transcription factor activity, RNA polymerase II-specific
Source: RefSeq, a predicted model, not a curated record
AUGGGGAAAGAAGCCGCCCGGAGCGGUGCCCUCUCGUGGUUCGGGCCAGGGGCUAACAAGGUGGCGGGCAACUCGGCACGUCAGUGCAGCUCCGGCCUCUUGAGCUUGCGCGCCAGAACGAGCCGCGGAGAGAAGAUUAUGUUGCUGUCGUCCACGAGCAUCCCUAAGUGCGCCGGCUGCGAGAAACCCAUCCUGGACCGGUUCAUCCUCAAGGUGCUGGAGCGGUCGUGGCACGCGCGCUGCCUCAAGUGCGCCGACUGCCAGGCGCAGCUGGCCAACAAGUGCUUCGCCCGCAAUGGGCACGUCUACUGCAAGGAUGACUUCUUCAAGCGGUACGGCACCAAGUGCGCUGGCUGCGAGCUGGGCAUACCGCCGACGCAAGUGGUGCGCCGGGCACAGGACAACGUGUACCACUUGCACUGUUUCGCCUGCAUCCUGUGCAAGCGACAGCUGAACACGGGCGACGAGUUCUACCUCAUGGAGGACAACAAGCUGGUCUGCAAGGCCGACUACGAGGCGGCCAAGGCGCGCGAGGGCUCCAGCAAGCGGCCGCGCACCACAAUCACUGCCAAGCAGCUGGAGACGCUGAAGAGCGCCUACAACAACAGCCCCAAGCCGGCCCGCCACGUGCGCGAACAGCUGUCGCAGGACACUGGGCUCGACAUGCGCGUCGUACAGGUUUGGUUCCAGAACCGGCGCGCAAAGGAGAAGCGCCUCAAGAAGGACGCCGGAAAGACCCGCUGGGGAGACUUCUUCCGCUCCUCUUCCGGUGCGACCAUCAAGCGAGACGUCAAAGAUCACCCAGAGGACUCUGAGCCGUUUGGACUGACCGGCAGCGACCCUGAGGGCUCCCCGGGCCAGCAGUCGGGCCACAGCGGCGCCUCGUCCUAUUUCCCGGCCAGCCCCGGCGGUCAGCUGGGGCCACACUUCGGCCUGCCCAGUGACCAGUUUCCUGGUCGCGGAGACGACACAUACGGCGAGUUCCCGCCCAGCCCGGCUUCGUGGCUCGAGGACAUGGACAGCACGCCUUCGUCGGCGAACUUCUGA